Messenger RNA from Fusarium sp. VM40, 684 nucleotides. The record is from the annotation of a GenBank genome assembly. NCBI's taxonomy places the organism in Eukaryota, Fungi, Ascomycota, Sordariomycetes, Hypocreales, Nectriaceae.
AUGGCCCAGAAGCGACCUUGGAGAGACCCGGCUGCCAAUUACAUCAGCACUCGGCCUGGGGAACAUAAUUUCUCAUCCGAAAGCAGUUUUAACCAGGCUAUAAAAUGGUUAGAUGACUGCAUCAAAAGCCAUACAGGUUGCCACCCCAACCCAAAAAUAACUCCCAUGAUGCCCUCACGUCUUAUUGACGUCAGUAUCACUGAAGCAGGAGGAAGAGUCAGGAUUGUGGAUACAGAGGGUGUACAGACCAGAUAUGCUGCUCUAAAAUAUUGUCGGGGACAGAUAACAGAAGACCAGAAACUUCAGCUGUCAAAUCAUACAGCGUGGACCUCUCAAGGUGUUUUUCUCGAUCAGCUAUCACGGACUAUCCAUGAUGCAGUCACUGUCGCCCGAGGGUUGAAGCUCUCAUACCUUUGGGUAGAUACACUAUGUAUCAUCCAAGAUUACGACAAGGACAAGGAGAAAGAGCUGAAGCACAUGCAUUCAGUAUACGAGAAUAGCUUUGUAAUAAUUUCUGUUAUCGCCAGAGAUGGUUCAGAGGGAUUUCUCGACAUGCAACACGGACCAAUAACCACAAUACCGUAUCCUCUUCCAAACGGCCAAAUAGGAAUUCGGGAACUCGAGAUUGUCCUAUUCUUCAAUCCGGACUUGUCCAAGAUCGAGCUGCGUGCUGGGAUGCUCUAA